Periophthalmus magnuspinnatus is the source of this 2060-nucleotide messenger RNA. RefSeq names its product cyclic nucleotide-gated olfactory channel. Gene Ontology annotation, biological process: monoatomic cation transmembrane transport. Gene Ontology annotation, molecular function: intracellularly cAMP-activated cation channel activity; intracellularly cGMP-activated cation channel activity; protein-containing complex binding. Gene Ontology annotation, cellular component: intracellular cyclic nucleotide activated cation channel complex; plasma membrane. The record is from RefSeq and is a predicted model, not a curated record. The transcript has 11 exons. Lineage: Eukaryota; Metazoa; Chordata; Actinopteri; Gobiiformes; Gobiidae.
AUGGACCGGGAGGAGAGUGAUGAGAGCGGACAGCGCCCUCAGCAGUCCGUGUGUGAUGACUCAUCCUCAGAACUACAGAGAAUGGCCGCUAUCGACAGAAGAGACAUCAACUCCCAGAAUUCCCUGAGAGGUCGUGGGGCUCUGUCCAGAAUAGUGAGCAUGGUUCUGACUCUGAGGGACUGGGCUCAUAAGGGUUUACACGAGGAGGUGGAACGACCAGACUCCUUCCUAGAACGCUUUAGAGGGCCCCACCCACUCUGACCUGCAAGCUCCUCCCAGUGUGUCAGCUACAGCAACACAGGGUCAGACGUAGAGGAGAGGAGGCAGAGAAGACGAAGGAAAAGAAAGUGCCAUAUAAUUGUAUUGAGUCCAUCAGAUGACCUGUAUUACCACUGGCUUUGUGUGAUCGGGACAGCAGUGUUUUAUAACUUCACUUUACUGGUGGUCAGAGCUUGUUUUGAGGAGCUGCAGGUGGAGCACCUCCUGGUCUGGUUGGUGCUAGACUACAUCUGUGAUGGAGUUUACAUUCUGGACAUUGCUGUGCGCCUACACACUGGUUUCCUGGAUCAGGGUCUCUUGGUGCGUGAUUUGGCUCGCCUCAGACACACCUACAUUAGAACAGUGCAGUGUUGGUUGGAUCUGGGCUCGGUGCUACCCACUGACCUGCUGUAUCUGUGGGUGGGGCCAGACUACACCCCUCUGCUCAGGUUUAACCGUCUGCUCCAUUUGACCCGCCUCUCUGAGCUUUUUGAACGCACAGAGACCAGAACAGGAUACCCCAACGCAUUUAGGAUCUGCAAACUAGUGCUCUACAUUCUUGUCAUCAUCCACUGGAACGCAUGUGGGUACUACAGUUUCUCGUUAGUCCUGGGUCUGGGCUCAGACUCUUGGGUCUAUCCAAAUGCCUCUGACCCGGAGUUCUCCUCUCUGACCCGGAAGUACAUCUACUGCCUCUACUGGUCCACGCUGACACUCACCACCAUCGGGGAAACACCGCCCCCUGUCAGAGAUGAGGAGUACCUCUUUCUCAUAUUUGACUUUCUGGUGGGAGUCCUGAUCUUUGCCUCCAUCGUGGGAAAUGUUGGCUCGAUGAUCUCAAAUAUGAAUGCCACCAAAGCAUCAUUCCAAUGCCGAGUGGACGCUCUCAAACACUACAUGCACUUCAGACACGUGAGCAAAGGAUUGGAGCAGCGCGUGAUUCGCUGGUUCGAUUACCUCUGGACCAAUCAGAAGACGAUCGACGAACAGGAAGUGCUCAGGAGCCUGCCCUGCAAACUGAGAGCCGAGAUCGCCAUCAACGUGCACCUGGACACACUUAAGAAGGUGCGUAUCUUCCAGGACUGUGAGUCGGGGCUGUUGGUGGAACUGGUGCUAAAGCUUCAACCUCAAGUGUUCAGUCCUGGAGAUUACAUCUGUAGAAAGGGAGAUGUGGGAAAGGAGAUGUACAUAAUCAAAGAUGGCCGCCUGGCUGUGGUUGGGGACGAUGGUGUGUCUCAAUUUGCUGUUCUGACCGCGGGCAGCUGCUUCGGAGAGAUUAGCAUCUUAAACAUCAGCGGGAGUAAAAUGGGAAACCGCCGCACCGCUAACAUCCGCAGCCUGGGCUAUUCUGACCUAUUCUGCCUGUCCAAACACGACCUCAUGGGGGCGCUGCAGGACUUCCCUGAGGCCAGAGCACAGCUGGAGCAGAGGGGGCGGGACAUCCUGAAAAAGGAAGGGCUUCUGGAGGAAGUGAACAUCUCAGCUGGGGAGGAGCUAGAGGAGAAGGUGGAGAGGAUGGAGGCAGGUCUGGACCGGAUACAGACCUGCUUGGCUCGUCUGCAGAGUGAAUUUGCCUCGUCCCAGAUGCGUUUAAAACAGAGACUCACAGCUCUGGAGACUGGACUGACCACAGCAGUGACCGGCAGUGACCUGUCUGACCCCGAAGGCAGCGACAUUAACAUGCAACUAUAGAAUUACACCUGAUGCCCUCCCAUCUUCCUGUAUCUCUCUCGGAUGCCCUCCCAUCUUUCUAUAUCCCUGUGUGUCAGAUGCUCUCCCAUCCUCCGGUAUCCCUUUGUGCC